AUGGCGGCGGAUAUUGGCCCCAUCACCCUCAUCCUUCCCUCAAAAUACGCCCGCGCCAAGGCGGCAGCCACCUCUUCCUCCUCCUCCUCGUCACCACCACCGCCGCCACCGCCGUCGAUCGACUGGCUCACCGGCACAUGGACCGUGACGCACUCUACGCUCUCCAUGUGGCGCUCCGCGCGCAACGUGCGCAUCACCUACGCGCCGCUCGCCGCCGCCCGACCCGCGGACGGCCGCGCGCGCAUCGACGACCUGGUCGAGUACGAGCCGUCUGACAAGGUGGGCGUGCUCAAAACGGUCGCUGGCGUCGACACGCGCAACGACGGCGACGGCGACGGCGGCUGCGGCUGGGACUGGCGCGGCAAGGGCUGGCUGUUCUUCGUGUCCAGCCACUGGGAGGUGCUGGGCUGGGGCGAGACGCCCGCCGGGGAGCGCUGGGCGGUGACGUGGUUUGCGCCGACGCUGUUUACAAAGGAGGGCGUCGACGUGUACUCGAGUCGCCGCGAGGGAGUCUCAGAGGCCGUGUACGGAGAGAUAAGCAAGGCGCUGCGCGGGAUGGAGGCGCAGCCGCUGGUGGACAUGACGACAAACGACAUGCGGCCCGUGGAGAUUAAGCUACCGUGGACGGAGAAAUAA
This is a messenger RNA of Beauveria bassiana ARSEF 2860, 636 nucleotides long. Its product is annotated as histidinolphosphatase-like protein. Lineage: Eukaryota; Fungi; Ascomycota; Sordariomycetes; Hypocreales; Cordycipitaceae. The coding region runs from base 1 to 636 and encodes 211 amino acids. The record is from RefSeq and is a predicted model, not a curated record. The transcript has a single exon.